AUGGAGAAGACGCCUUCACGGCGGCUUUCCCCCGGUCUCCACCUGCCGAGGCCUUCCUCCUUCGCGGCCGCGCCUCUUCUGGUUCUAUUCUGCUCGUUCCUUUCCAAUUCGAAUCAUGUCUUCUUAACGGAAGCCGCCGUGAUCGGAGCUCCGGCGAAAUCGGAUGCCUUUACGCCGCCGGACAAUUUCCUCCUGGACUGCGGCAGCUCCGCCCCCACCACGCUCCCCGGAAAUCUGGCGUACGUCGGCGAUCAGGAGAGCAGCAAAUAUCUGCAAUACAAAGGCCGUGAUAUCCAAGUCAUGCUCGCGCAAGACGAUCAGAGUGUUCCGUCGGCGAUUUAUCGGUCGGCGAAGGUGUUCGACGGCGAAGCUAUCUACACCUUCCACGUGACCCGACCCGGAUGGCAUUGGAUCCGGCUCCAUUUCGCGCCGGCGCCGUACAACGAGAUGGAUCUGAACAAUGCUAAAUUCCAGGUCCGAACCAGCAAUGGCAUGAUGCUGAUGUACGAUUUCAAGUCCCCCGGAAAUGCCCGAUGGUCGAUGAAGGAAUAUCUCGUCAACGUGACGACGGAGCAGUUUUCGAUCACGUUCCUGCCGGAUCAGGGCAGCGUCGCUUUCGUCAGCGCCAUCGAGUUCGUAUCGGCGCCGGAUAUUUUGCUCGGCGACGUCGCCACCGCCGUUUUACCCAAGGGCGAUUAUUCCGGCCUCUCCAAGGUCGCGUAUCAGACGGCUUUCCGGCUGAACGCCGGCGGUCCGGUUAUCACGCCGCAGAACGACACCAUAGGGCGAUCCUGGGAGUCCGACAAGCCGUACCUCGACCCUCCGGUCGCCGGCGCCGACGCCUUCGUUGAGCCGAAAGUGAUUACUUACCCUGACGGCGAGUCUCCCCUGAUCGCGCCGCCGGUGGUGUACGCCACCGCCACUCAGAUGGCGAACGCCAAUGUUCAGGUCCCCAAUUUCAACAUCACCUGGAAAUUGAAGAUCGAUCCGACGUUCCAAUACCUCGUGAGACUCCACUUCGCCGACAUCGUCAGCAAGUCCCCAAACGAACUGUACUUCAAUGUCUACAUCAACGGUCAGACGGUAAUCUCCGCGCUCGAUUUAACCACAGUUGCUCAAGGCCUAACCGCUGCGUACUUCGCCGAUUUCGUCGUGAAUUCAACCAUGGUACCCUCCCUGGAUCCAUUAACAAUCCAAGUAGGUCCAACCAACGACAACUCCCCCACCAAAAACGCUCUGUUGAACGGCCUUGAGGUCUUCAAAAUGAACGCAAGUACCGGCAGCCUGGACGGAGAGUUCGCCGGUGCAGGUGGCGCUGGCGCCGGCCACCGCGGCGCGGUGGCUGCCGUCGGAUUCGCGAUGAUGUUCGGAGCUUUCGUUGGAUUAGGUGCAAUGGCGGUGAAGUGGAAAAAGAGGCCACAGGACUGGCAGAAAAGGAACAGCUUCUCGUCGUGGCUAUUGCCGAUCCACGCCGGAGAUUCAACCUUCAUGUCCGGCAGCAAAACGAACUUAGGGUCGCGUAAGAGCCAAUUCUUCUCGUCGACAAUGGGGCUUGGCCGAUACUUCUCAUUUGCCGAAAUGCAGGACGCCACCAACAACUGGGAACCGAGCAAAAUCAUCGGCGUCGGAGGCUUUGGAAAUGUGUAUCUAGGAGUGCUCGAGGAUGGCCAGAAAGUCGCGAUCAAGCGAGGCAAUCCGCAAUCCGACCAAGGGAUCAACGAAUUCCAGACCGAGAUCCAAAUCCUGUCGAAGCUCCGGCACCGGCAUUUGGUGUCGCUGAUCGGCUACUGCGAAGAGAAUUCCGAGAUGAUCCUGGUUUACGAGUUCAUGGCCAACGGACCUUUUAGAGACCAUCUAUACGGCAAGAACUUGCCUACCCUGUCAUGGAAGCAGAGGCUCGAAAUCUGCAUCGGCUCCGCUCGCGGGCUGCAUUAUCUCCACACCGGAUCGGCGCAGGGGAUCAUCCACCGCGACGUCAAGACGACAAACAUUUUGCUAGACGAGAACUUCGUCGCGAAAAUGGCUGAUUUCGGCUUGUCCAAAGAUGCGCCGACGACGGAUCAAACGCACGUGAGCACGGCCGUGAAGGGCAGCUUCGGCUACCUCGAUCCCGAGUACUUCCGGAAGCAGCAGCUCACCGACAAGUCGGACGUGUACUCAUUCGGGGUGGUAUUGUUGGAGGCCUUAUGUGCGCGCCCGGCGAUCAACCCGGCGUUGCCUCGGGAGCAAGUGAACCUCGCCGAAUGGGCGAUGCAGUCUAAGCGCAAGGGGCUGCUUGAUAAGAUCAUCGACCCGGUGCUCGACGGCCACGUCGACCCAGAGUCGAUGAAAAAGUUCGUCGAGGCUGCCGAGAAGUGCCUCGCCGAUUACGGCGUUGAUAGGCCUACAAUGGGCGAUGUGCUGUGGAAUUUGGAAUACGCCUUGCAACUGCAGGAGAAUUCUGCUCAGGGAAAGGCUGAGGAGGAAAAUAAGCCACUUGCUAGCAUUGCAAUCCAUUCUAAUGAUGGUGGCGCCGCCGCAGCGCCGCCGGCGGAGCCUUCCGUCUCGCCGGCGGAGCUACCGGCCGGCGCUGAACACUCCGGGACUGCGAUGUUUUCGCAAUUUGCUGCUCUAAAUGGGCGAUAA
Molecule: messenger RNA, 2625 nt
Organism: Andrographis paniculata
Lineage: Eukaryota; Viridiplantae; Streptophyta; Magnoliopsida; Lamiales; Acanthaceae
Product: probable receptor-like protein kinase At2g21480
Exons: 2
Coding region: 1-2625 (874 amino acids)
Biological process (GO): protein autophosphorylation
Cellular component (GO): plasmodesma; plasma membrane
Molecular function (GO): ATP binding; transmembrane receptor protein tyrosine kinase activity
Source: RefSeq, a predicted model, not a curated record